UUUCCAACUGAUGCAGCAAUUUGAUUAUAAGAACGGCUAUCCUCUCCCAAAAUCAUCGGUGUGCGGCAUAGGCAAGGAGCCUCUAGAUGUCAAUUCUAUCCUGUUUCGUAACAAUUUCACAGCACCGAGCACUUUGGACCCAUCGCUGAUUUACGGGCGGACGAAGACGCCGGUGAUGGCGAAAGUGAUUCCGCACUACGCCGAGUACGACAAAAAGUGUCUCCUUUUUCGAGGGUUCUUCCAGCAGAGAGUGCCCGAGCCCUCCACUGAAGGAAUUAGGACGCGGAUUGUGAACAUAAUUUACUAUCUGGAGGAUGACACCCUCACAGUCGUCGAGCCGCCAGUACACAAUUCUGGUUUGACGCAGGGGAAGCUCGUUCGGCGAGAUCGCGUACCAAAUGAAAGCACCGGGCAUCCGUGGAACUGGAAGGAUUUUAACGUUGACAUCGAUGUCCGAUUCUAUGGCAUCAGCUACCGUAUUUGCAACUGCGAUGCAUUCACACGGGAAUUUUUAUUGAGUCAAGGUUUAGAAAUGAACGAAGAACGAGAGUUACCAGUCGACCCGACUCCUCAAGAAAAACACGAGCCUCUGAAAAGUGCUCGCAAACAAACUUUGGCGGACGAGAAAUUUAGACAAUAUCUACAGUUCGAUGGAAAAGUUUUAAGGUUUUAUGCGGUGUGGCUGAAUAGUGACGGAGAAUCGAACGAAAAACGACCGUGCACCAUCUACUACUACCUCUCAGACGACCGGAUGGAAAUUCUCGAGGCGAGAGAAAUAAACAGCGGCAGAGACCCGUUUCCACGAGUACUCAACCGAAUGAGAGUACCAAAAAACUGGGAGAUCCUGCCAGCCUCGAAUGCAAGCUCGCCGGAUGCAGCUGAUAUGGAAAAUGUAGAAUAUUUCGGUCCCCGAGACCUCCUAGUUGGAGAAACAUUACACAUACUGAGAAAACAGUUCUUCCUGUAUGACUGCGAUCUCUUUACAAGAAGAUUUUAUAAGAAUUGUUUGAACAUUGAACAAGGCCCGGCAAUAGACGUAAAGGAACCAAAGGAGCGAUUUAAAAUAACUCCGAUGAUUCCGCCUCACAUUGGGAUCGGUCAACCGGAAGAUACCAUACAGUCUUGUUUGACUCUCAAGCCGGUGCCUCUGAAAAAAAAUAUGAUUCAAUACGUCACUAAUGCUGGAAAAGUUCUUAGGUACAAGGCACGACUGGACUGGAUACACCCUGAGGAUAAGGACAGGGAAUUUGUCAUCCACUAUUCGCUAGCUGAUGGACUUCUGUCAAUAUCAGAGAAAAGAGUGAAAAAUUCAGGCUUUGAAGGCGGCCGUUUCUUGAAACCCAUGCUUCUCAUGAAACCUGACUCCGACACGAAUUAUCCACAGUAUUAUAAUCCAACCGAUUUUAGAUUAGGCUCCAUAGUUCACGUCUACGGCCAACGAUUCAUCAUCACAGGAGCUGCUUUGUCGGUGCUUCGAUAUAUGGAGGAAAAUCCUGAAAAAUUCAGACCGGAACAUUUGGAUGAAUUUAGAAAUUACUUCUCUCAACUUGGUGUCACUACGCAUAAUGAAACUCGUUUGGAAAGUGAUCAAACUCUAGUACAUUGAUUUAUG
Molecule: messenger RNA, 1612 nt
Organism: Bemisia tabaci
Lineage: Eukaryota; Metazoa; Arthropoda; Insecta; Hemiptera; Aleyrodidae
Source: RefSeq, a predicted model, not a curated record